Molecule: messenger RNA, 2899 nt
Organism: Gekko japonicus
Lineage: Eukaryota; Metazoa; Chordata; Lepidosauria; Squamata; Gekkonidae
Gene: USP10
Product: ubiquitin specific peptidase 10
Exons: 14
Coding region: 98-2479 (793 amino acids)
Biological process (GO): protein deubiquitination; regulation of autophagy; DNA damage response, signal transduction by p53 class mediator
Cellular component (GO): cytosol; early endosome; nucleus
Molecular function (GO): cysteine-type deubiquitinase activity; cysteine-type endopeptidase activity
Source: RefSeq, a predicted model, not a curated record
GCGAAGAGACAAGAUGGCGGCGGCGGGGCCAGCAGCGUGAGGCGCGCUGAGGAGACGCCGAGUCCCCCUCUUCCUCCCCGGGAGGGGAGGGGCCGCCAUGGCUGUGAACAGCGCGCAGUACAUCUUUGGGGAAUUCAGCCCCCAAGAAUUUAAUGACUUCUUCAUGACUCCUCGCUGCUCUGUUGAGCUGCCUCCCUACAAUGAAACAAUUUCGUGUGGCCUUAAGUCCACAGGAGAGCUGCAUGAUGGGGAAGAUUAUAAGAGAAUUGAAUUUGGUGUUAAUGAAGUUAUUGAAGCAGAUUUGACUGUGCAGAAUAACAACGACUACAGUAUUUCGAGUACUCUGAAUCCUCAGGCGCCAGAAUUCAUUCUUGGUUGCGCACCUACCCAGAAAACGGCCAACGAUGUACUCAACGAAGCCAACUAUGAUUCCGUUGAUUGCCAGUUCACUGACCCUGCUCUCUCUUUGGACAGCGGUUCUAAUGCUGAGAACGAUGGCUUACCUGGAAGCCUUGGGCAAAGAGAGCGCAAAAAGAAGAAGAAACGACCCCCUGGAUAUUACAGUUAUUUGGAAGAUGUCAGUGAUGGCAUUGUUCCACCAGAGGCGUUGGUAAAUGGGCAUGCAAAUUCACCAGGACUUAAUAGCAUAAGCACAGAGGAUGUGGAACUUACAGGGGACCUGCCGUCAGUCGCCCCAAGGACUUGUAGCAGCCCUGAAAAUUCUGUGGACUUCACUAGCGAAGCUGUGUCUGAUGAUUUGGUUUCUAGUGCUCUAGACACUACCAGGACUGCAGGGCAGCCUGAAGUAUGCAGUGUUACUAAUUUGGAACAGUCUUGCACCCCUUCUGAACCCGGAAGGGAUAGCCCGUUAAGGACAGCUGUUGUACUGCCUUAUGCUGGUACCGAUACUACUGAAAACCUUGGCGUUACUAAUGGACAAAUACUUGAAUCCUCUAGUGAGGGCCCAGCUGCCAAUGGAGUAGACUUGCACGCUGUGGAAAGCACUGACUCAGACCAAGCUAAGCCCGAGAACGCUUCAUCUACUACUGAGGCGCCCCCCCCUGUUUCAGGAUCAGUCGCAGUUAAUCAGCCUGCGAAAUCGUGGGCUAGCCUCUUUCAUAAUUCCAAGCCCUCUGUUUCCACGCCUAUGGCUUAUGUGGAAACUAAAUACACCCCUCCUGCCACGUCUCCCGUGGUUCCUGAGAAACAGGUUGAAGUCAAAGAGGGGCCUGUUCCGGUUUCUGAGGAUCCUGUAGCCAUAAAGAUUGCAGAGUUGCUGGAAAAUGUAAAGCUAAUACAUAAACCAGUGUCCUUGCAACCACGAGGGCUGAUCAAUAAAGGAAACUGGUGUUACAUCAACGCUACACUGCAAGCUUUGGUUGCUUGCCCUCCUAUGUAUCACCUAAUGAAGUCCAUUCCAAUGUAUUCAAAAUCCCAGCGGCCGUGUACAUCAACACCAAUGAUAGACAGCUUUGUCCGCUUAAUGAACGAGUUUACAAAUAUGCCGGUUCCGCCUAAGGCCAAACAAGCUUUAGGUGAUAAAAUUGCAAGGGAUAUCAGGCCUGGAGCUGCCUUCGAACCCACAUACAUUUAUAGGUUGCUGACAGUGAUCAAGUCGAGUCUGUCAGAAAAGGGCAGACAAGAAGAUGCAGAAGAAUAUCUGGGAUUUAUUCUAAAUGGACUACAUGAGGAAAUGUUGAUUCUGAAGAAACUGCUGUCUCCACAGAAUGAAAAACUUCUGGUUUCUAAUGGCCCAGAAUCAACUCCUGUGCAUGAAGAGGAGAAACAAGAGGAACAAGGUGAAGGCAGUGAGGAUGAAUGGGAACAAGUUGGACCACGCAACAAAUCCUCAGUUACUCGUCAGGCUGAUUUUGUCCAGACGCCAAUCACUGAUAUAUUUGGUGGUCACAUAAGGUCUGUGGUUUAUCAACAGAGUUCAAAGGAGUCUGCAACUCUGCAGCCAUUUUUCACUCUGCAGUUGGAUAUCCAGUCUGAGAAGAUACGCACGGUCCAGGAUGCGCUGGAAACUUUGGUGGCCAGAGAGUCUGUCCAGGGUUACACCACCAAAACCAAGCAGGAGGUGGAGAUCAGUCGAAGAGUGACACUCGAGGAGCUUCCUCCAGUCCUUGUCCUUCAUCUCAAGCGGUUUGUCUAUGAGAAGACUGGGGGGUGCCAGAAGCUCAUCAAAAAUAUUGAAUAUCCUGUUGACCUGGAAAUAAGUAAAGAGCUGCUGUCUCCAGGUGUCAAAAGCAAGAUUUUUAAAGCCCAAAGAACCUACCGGCUCUUUGCAGUUGUGUACCAUCACGGAAACAGCGCGACUGGUGGACAUUACACUACAGACGUCUUCCAAAUUGGUCUAAAUGGCUGGUUACGCAUAGAUGACCAGGCAGUCAAAGUGAUUACUCAGUACCAGGUGGUGAAGCCGUCUGCCGAGCGCACAGCCUACCUCCUGUACUACCGCCGAGUUGACCUGCUUUGAAACCUCCUUUUCUGCUGUGUUUGCGAGAUUACCUGCUUUCUAGAACGCCAAUUCUCUCUCCCUCUAACUCUUUUAUUCCUCUUCUCAAUGCUCUUCUGAGUGAACCCCGUCUCCCCCUUUUCCCCCUCCUCCCACAACUAUGGGAUAGAGUGAAAGGGAAAAGACUACCUUGGGCCUUGUGUUGGCUUAUCGACUUUGCUGAUUGAAGUCUUGAGUUUGAAAGACUCAGUCUCACAAGUCCACACACAGAGGUUGUUUUUCUUUUUGCGUGAAUGCUGAAUCCUAAGAGAUUAAAACGGGGGAUUUGCAAAAGUGAUUCCCACUUUCUAAUUGCGUAGUCGAGAAGCAGCCCUGCACCAGCAACAGAACUUGUAGAUUUCUGUGAAAAAAAAAGUUUUAUCUUUACUUAAAUAAAAAAAA